Messenger RNA from Panicum virgatum (switchgrass), 2242 nucleotides. RefSeq lists its product as uncharacterized. Lineage: Eukaryota; Viridiplantae; Streptophyta; Magnoliopsida; Poales; Poaceae. The record is from RefSeq and is a predicted model, not a curated record. The transcript is spliced from 4 exons. The annotation marks the transcript as partial.
CCUUUACCCUCGGUGGUGCCAUUAUUGCAGGUCCAAAGCGUUCCUGUCUUCUCCACCGAACACAGAUCGGUCGCCGGAGCUCACGGGGCUGGCGUCCGCGCACGCGCGGCGACCCAGCCGAGCCGGACCCGAAGGACGAGCGUGCGGCACGGGGCGUGCGCUCGGUGGCCGCGCUGUUCACGGGCAUCGCCACGGCCGACGCCGAGGACGCCCGCCACAUGCUCGACCACGUCGGCGCCGCCACCUGGUCCGGCUGCAUUGAGGAGGCGGCGUUCCUGGAGGCCGAGCUGCUCCAGUGCGCGGACGUCCGGGCAGUGUUGGCCGGCGCUGUGGCCACGCUCGCGGGCCUGCUGCUGGGCUCCCCGCUCUCCCGCCGCCGCCGCCGCUGAAGACGGCGACCUCACCCUGGACGCCGUCGUGCUGCUCGCGACAAUCGCGGAGCAGCCGGGCGGCGCACGCGCCGUCGCGGCGAGCUCGGAGGUGGUGACCCGGCUCGUGCACUUCCUCGGCGAGUCGGCGUCGCGGUCCGCCAAGGAGCACUGCGCGUCGCUGCUGGCGUCUCUAGGCCGGCACGGCGGGGGCAGGGUGCCGGCAUUGCUGGGCAAGCUGCCGGGCAUGGUGCCGGCGGUGUACGCGCGCAUCGCCGACGGGACCCCGCAGGCGGUCAAGAAGGCGCGCUGGCUGGUGAACGAGAUCCACCGGCACUACGAGCAGCGCCAGGCGUCGGCGGCUGAGCGGACGCCAUUAGCCUCCAAGGUCAGUUGCCGGCGCCCAUCUCCACCUAAAAUGCUAACCGAGGACGGCGACUCCUCGUCGGCAGGUCGGCGCAAGGUUGGGAAGGUCCGGACCCUGCCUCCUGCUCGUCACCUAAAUCCGACUCCCACUGAUAGGCCGUCCGAAUGGAUUACAAGAAUUGAAGAACCCGUAUGCACAGAUCAUUGCUUCUGGAGAAGAAAGUCUCACUAUCUUAUUGAGUGUUGCGCUGAAGAAUCUAGCAUUGCAGGGAAACAUGUCUUACAGACCUUAUCUUGGCGCCAAGAGAAUUUCUGAAAACAACUUUUUGUUGGUGUCGUGAGGAAAUGGGAAUUCAGGGGCCUCAGUGAUGACUGCCCUCUGCAGCAUAUUGAUCUUAUCCUAGCAGAUAACCAGGUAACAAUGCUACAUCCCCCUUUGUUUUCCAAGCGAUAGUACUGGCCGUUGCUUCUUCUCAAAUUCCGUAUUUACGCAAACAAAAAAACCCUGGCAACAUAUAUGCAGGGGAAUGCUAUGUAUGCUGAGAUACCAUCUGCUGAUGCUGAACGCCAUGAUUCUAUCAUCCAACCUUGAAAUAAUUACACCAUGAUUUGAUUCAGAGUGUGCAAUUACUACCGGAAACUGUGCAAAUGCCGUGUGCCAUGAUUUUGCCGUGCGCCUAAUCUCGGGCACACGGCAAAAUAGGCAUUUGCCGAGUGCAGCAAAAUCAACACCCGGCAAAACAAAGGCACACGGCAAACAAGGUAUUUGCCGUGUGCCAUUGGAGAAAGCUCACGGCAAAGCGCAGCACACGGCAAAUAUCAGACGUUUGCCGUGUGCUACACAUCAGACACACGGCAAACUGUCACCCACGUAACGGUCGUCCCCCACCCGUGUUUUGUUAGUUUGCCGUGUGUCUGGGCACUAGCACACGACAAAGUUUUUUUUUUCAAAAAAAGUGAUUCAACACUCCUAACUUUUUUGGUAUACACUUACUGUUCAUGGUACUUUAUGUUGACAUCUGGUAAUUUUUUUGGUCUAUUUGCUAUAUAUAAUCAUUUAAUUUCAUUAAACACAUUUGUUGUAAUUAAGUCCAAUUUGAACUGCAAAUGAUUUGAAUAAUAGAGUAAAAUUCAUCAAAAAAUCAUAUUCCUGUUAUUGAGUCCAAUUUGAGGCCGUAUCCAUGAAAUGGGAGACAAGUUCGAACAUCUUUUUCCCGAACCAUGACCGGGAACAUGUGGCGGAAAUGUUUUAAAAUUCUAUAAAUAACAUAUGAAGUUUAAAAAUCAUUAAAUUUUAUCACGAUAUCAUAUUUUCAUGUGCUGAGGCUAUGGUAAAAAUUUGAGAAGGUUUCGCAUAAGUUUGACGUAAACUUCUUACAUAUCGAAAUAUAUCCGGAGAAGAUCCAUUGAAUCGAGAAGGAAUCGUUCAGAUUUCGAGUCAAAUUGGGUUUUUCACUUCACAACUUUUUGUAUAUGCACUACCAAACUUAGAUUCCUUAAUGCCAAAU